Molecule: messenger RNA, 1912 nt
Organism: Striga asiatica
Lineage: Eukaryota; Viridiplantae; Streptophyta; Magnoliopsida; Lamiales; Orobanchaceae
Source: the annotation of a GenBank genome assembly
AAAUAAUUAAAAACUCUCGAGCCCUGCGUGGGUUUCUCAAGAAAACACGUACAACUGCCAAGCAAGUAAAUCCAAACAACAAAAAUACCAAGUGCUAAACUGAGAAAAAUUGAAUCGCCGGCACUGCGGAGCCUCCGUUAGUCGCUUUUGAUGGAGGCGCUGAAACUCUUUGUGUUCACCGUACUCCUUUCCCUAGUUGUCGCCCACAUCGGAGUCGGCGCUGAUGUCUCAAUCUCAGACGUCGAUGAAGAAGUCGAAGUCCCCAGAUCGGAGGGUCCGGAUUCAUCCAUCCUGGAGCCGUUAAAGUCCAAGAUCCAUAGCCUCGAAUCACAUGUCGAGGAAAAAAUUCGAGAAAUAAAAGACAAAGAUGAAGUGAUUGCCGCUAAAGAGAGGAUAAUCAAAGAAAAAUCAGAUAGCAUUGCAACAUUGGAGAAUGAAAUCACAUCUCUGCAAAAAAAGGGCAAAUUAGAUGCUGCAGAACAGGUGGGAAAGGCACAUUCAAGAGCCAGCGAAUUGGAAAAAGAAGUGGAGAUACUGAGAAAAGAUAUUGAUUUAAAAAUUAAGGAAAAAGCGCUUUUGCAGGCCCGAAUAACAGAACUUGAAACAAAGGCUUCUGAACUGAAUUCUAAAAUUGACAGCCUUCAAAAGAUCAUUGGUGAUCAGAAAACUAAGAUACGAAAGACUGAACGUGCUCUUCAAAUUGCCGAGGAAGAAAUGAUGAAGGCAAAGUUUGAGGCAACAUCCAAGAUCAAGGAGUUGAUGGAGAUUCAUGGUGCUUGGCUUCCGCCGUGGUUGGCAGUUCAUCUCAAUAAAUAUCAGUCGCUUCUGGAGAAGAACUGGAAAGUGCAUGGAAAACCUGCUCUGGAGAUGUUGAUGCAGAAGGCAAGUGUUUGCGGUGCAUGUGCUGCACUGUCACAGCACAUGGCUGUUGAAAAGAAGGCCCAAGCUGAAGAGUGGGCUGCACCACAUGUAGAAACUAUUAAAACUAAAUGGGUACCAGCCGUUAAGGAACAGUGGGUUGUGAUAACCACUAAUGUUGAACCGCAUGUUCAAACUUUGACAACUAGAGCUGUUGAGUUAUACGAAGUAUCAAAGGACACUGUGACUCCUCACAUCAUUAAGGUGCAGGAAGUUGCCGAUCCUUAUUUUCAGGAACUGAGGAGACUUAGCAAACCAUACAUCGAUCAGGUUGCCACAGCUGCAAAACCUCAUGUCGAUAAAUUACGCUCUGCUUUGAAGCCGUAUACGCAGCAGGCUGUGCAUGCCUAUGGGAAAUUUCUUGAGUCGGCAACUACAUAUCAUUCUCAGGUUCAAGAUGUAGUACACGAGAAACUGAACAGUCACGAGCUCACAAAACAUCUUGCAACAAAAGAGUUGGUUUGGUUUUCUGCCUCUGCACUGCUGGCUUUGCCCAUCAUUUUUCUUUUGAAAAUAUUUUCAGCCACUUUUGGAAGUAAUAGAAAGCCGAGAAAGCCCGUCCGAAAUGGUAAUGCACAUACUUCCCGUCGCAAGGGAAAACGUGUACAUUCAGACAAAUGAGCCCGUUAAACUCACUCUAUUGUUUCUUAUCACAAGAGCUUUAAGAGAUCAAUCUGCUCAAGUAUGUUGUUGGUCUUCAAGUGUUGGCACAUGUCAGUUUAUUAUAUGUAGAACAGAAAAAUUGGUGGUAGCCAGUAGGUCAUUGUAGUUCUUUUUUAUGCUUUUCACGUGUAGUUUUAAAAAGCUUAUUCUUCGGGUGUUGUGUGUAUCAUGGUAUUUGCCAUUUGAUGAUAUCCAUGUCGAUUUGUGUUUUCUAGACCGUCAGAAAUCUGGAUUUUAGUAUCUCGCCUUUUAAUUGUAGAAUCGAAUUGAAUAAUUAAAUUAGAUUUGGCCAGGCCUUUGAUUUGAUGGAUUACGUCUAAGACUGUUCAAA